Molecule: messenger RNA, 995 nt
Organism: Macroventuria anomochaeta
Lineage: Eukaryota; Fungi; Ascomycota; Dothideomycetes; Pleosporales; Didymellaceae
Product: cell death in tomato 1
Exons: 3
Coding region: 1-576 (191 amino acids)
Source: RefSeq, a predicted model, not a curated record
AUGAGUUUCACCGUCUCAACGCUCGUUGCUGCCCUGGCACUCGGCUCUGGCACCACGGCUGCACCUCUCGAGUCCCGUCAAGAUGCACUGAAACCGUUCGAAGUCACUGCCGUAUCUUAUAACAGUCCCAAUGGCCGACCUGGCAGUUAUCCUUGGACAACAAUUCGGGCGAACGUGACUGACCCGAACGGAUACACCUUCACACAAGAGAACACCGUCGGUACUGUCCCUGCAGGUAUUCAAGGUAUCAACUGUGAGGCCCAGUGGUACAGUGGCGAGUACAGCGAGGGUCGAACUUACCCUUGUGACCGAGCAGAGAAGGGUCAUUGGGCAAUCCAGGUCUACGCUGGCACCCAAGGCGCUUUCUGGGGCUCGGACUUCAAGCUCAAGUUCAUCCACGUAGUCGAGCCUGGCCAAAUGAUUCAGUCGUUCAGAGGGAGGAUCGAGGGUGAAGCGUCGUUCAAGGCUGGAAUCAAUGGGACAACGUCUUACUCGUGCUCAGCGAGCGGUACUUGCGGUGCAAGUCUGAAGUCGGAGCUCAAGCCAUUGCUGGUUCCCGUAACGAGGACAUUGUAAGGCCGAUCGCGGACGUCGAAAAUCGCGGUAACGGAUGUCGGCAAGCAGUAACGGUAACAAUUGGAGAACGGGACCCUAGAUGACAGCAUAGUCAGCUAUAUGGAGUACUUUAAUGAUGAACAGCCAUCGCCACCACUGUCCCGUCCGUUGGUCACAGACUGGGCGUUAGAGACAUCUUGUGAUCGAAUCAAAACAUGUGUGAUGUGGAUCAGACUCGGCCAUGGCCAUUCGUACAAACCGGCGGGUCUUAAACUAUUUGUCGCAGUUAUUGAUCGUGUUAGAGAUCAGUGAUCAGCCCAUUGACAGUCAACUGUGAGCACUUACGAUAGCUCCGGCUUCUUGGACUCAUACCUACCGAUGAAUCACAUCAAACUUGAUGUAGGAAGAAGCCGAAAAAGCAUCGCAGCGCAAUCCACGAG